Molecule: messenger RNA, 2878 nt
Organism: Prorocentrum cordatum
Lineage: Eukaryota; Dinophyceae; Prorocentrales; Prorocentraceae
Source: the annotation of a GenBank genome assembly
GAUGGACAGGCACGUGGCCCUUCACGGCAAACACGGUUUCCAGUCGGAAGCGUUGCAGACGCAAGCUCGGCUGAUGCGGCGGCACGAGGACGACGGCGGCCCGUCUUGGACAUGCACGGAAUGCAACGUUUGUGUGAACACUUUGUCCAGUGCUUUGGGUCACCGGUGUGCGCGGCCAAGGUCGCGUGGCGCGCCGACGUCGAGCUCCGUGCAUAACCCUUCCCGCCAACCACCUGCCAAAAGGAUGAAGGCUUCCCCUGCUGUGACUUCAGCGCUGCCGCCGCCGCCGCCCGACCUGGGGCACGAGCGUCUGAGCCUUGCGUUUGCCCAGGCGCAUGCUGCCUCGCGGCCCUUGGCCGCGAUGACGACGGCUUCCUUGACCACAGCUGCCCGGGUGCCAUCGGCGCCCACCGACGUCCCGUGGCAGUUGGGCGACUUCCUUCCCUGGCCAGGCCUGCAUGCUGGGCCGGGCCGCAAAGAAAUCUUCGCGUGCAUCUGGCGGCUCCCCGACACUGGACCAGCCCGCGUGAUCCAGUUCACGCCUUACCCUGCAAGCGGCGGGACUUGCGCGCGCCACCCGGACGGAGGAGGCUGCUGGCGCGCGCGGUUGCCGCUCGUCUCCACUGAAUUGCAGUUGCCGUCUUCGCGGAGCGUCUCUGAUUCCCUGACGCCGCGCGAAACCACCUCGAAGGGGCUGUUGCUGCUGAGCGACCGCUGUUUCCGGAGAUCGCGGGCCCGCGCCGCGCCAAGGGGCGAUGGCAUUGGUCUCGGGCAGAUGCUGUCCUCGUUUGUGGACGCAGCCGCGUCGGCCAUGAGCGAGCGUUCUGACGCGGCUUCGCGCGCUGGCGACCUGUGGAGCCCAGCUGCGUGGCAGAUUUAUUUGGAUGCCACCACAUCGGUGUUAGAAGCUCGGGAGAUCCCGCGAGAGUGCCCAGCCCGCGCGGGAGGCGGCGCGUGCGACGUCAGCACUUGGGGCUCCCAGCUCGGCCUCAGGGUCGCCUCAUCCGUCGGCUGCCGCAGGGCCCUCUGCACCCGGUACAGCUGCAAGGUGCACGAGUGCACGUGGCAGUUGCCCCACGGCCCCAACACGGUCGGCGCGACGCUCGUGGGCGACCUUGUUGGCGACUUCCUCGUGUGCGGCGACUUCUGGCCAGACGCGUUGCGAGUGUUCCAAGAGACCGAGAAUUUCGUGGCGCUGGAGAGGCACCUUCGGGACCUGACGAGCCGCCACGUGGAGCGAGUUGUCAGGAGUCACAACUUGCGCCAUGUAUUGAGCGAGCCGGAGGCCAUGAUCUUACACAGAGCACUGCUCGCGCACGUCAGCAAGACCCCCGAUCGACGGACCCUCAAGGAUUGGAUUCGCAAGUGGGUGUCCGCCCGCGUGUCCCCGCUCGUGCCCCACAUCGCCAUGGCGGUGUGCGCGGGGCACGCCGCCGUCGUCAACAUGGACUUCUCCGCCAGCGACUGCAGGCAGCUUCGGGCGGUGGGCCUCCGCAAGAAAGAGAAACGCACGUUCGCUGGCGUCACCGGUCUCGGGGAUGUCCCGCUGCUGCCGUGCUUGUACGUCGCAAAAGAACAGCGGGACACAGUGGAGUCGACCAUGUUCAUUGUUUUCCGUUUGCUGAAGCUUCGAGGGCUGCGCCCCAUUGGCCUCAACGUCGACAACUUGGCCGCGUGGUUCGACAUCAUCACGACGUCCUUGGACCACAGCUUCCCAGGCUUAGUGAAGCAGGCCACCUCGGAGAGCGAGGCCGCGUUCGUUGAUCACCUGCGGGGGGGGGGCGUGGUGGUCCUCCGUGCCGCCAAGCGCGUCCUCGGGUUCGAGCUCGGGCAGGACGCCUUGCACGUAUACAUGCGGAUGCUCGAGUCGCUCAAUUUCCGAUCGCAGGAGGUAGCGUGGGCAAUCCGCUGCCUGCGCAAGUGGCUAGGCUCCGUGAACCCCGCAACUCGGGGGGGCUCCGAGGGCCCGGACGACGGGGGCGCAGCCGCCGACAAGGCGAUGGAUGACGUCGAGUUUGCUGGCGCCAAUGGCGUGCGGAGCGACGCGCCCCGCCCCGCGAGUCUCGAGGCCGCCUUGUCUGCGUACUUCAACUUCGAGGCGUGCGCGCCCGGGACGUACGAGAUGCUGGAAGCGGCCUCGUCGUUCGAGUGGGGCCACCCGAGACACGGGCGCCCCCUGCCGCCUGCCGCCAAGGCAGUCAUCCUCGAAGAUGUCGCUCGGGCCACGACGCUGAAGGGCACGCCGAGAGCGAACAUCGCCUGCGCCGUGUACCGCGUGGUCUACGCAUGCCAGGGCCACCCGAGCAUAGACACCAUCGCCGAGGACCUUCGCGGUCUGCAGGUACUGUUCCAAUGUCAGAGUUUCUCGCCGAGCGGCGCCGUUGACUGCGCGCGCGGGGCGGGCUGGGCAAAGGCGCCGCCACGAGGCAGAAGGGCCCCCGCUUUGGUGCCCGCGCCCCCGGGCGGCGAGUCUUUUGCGGCUACGGCCGACGCCCAGCUGCAGCCUGCUGUCUUGAACGGGUUGCUCGCCUCCUACCGGUGCAAAUUGUGGGCGCUCCACCAGGGGCGCGACGUGUCCCUCGGGACCGUGGGCACAGAGCGCCUCUGGCGAAAUGGCCAGCGGACAGCUAGGAACAAGGCCAGAGCGCGCGCUGACGCCGACACCGUCAAUUUGCUUACGGUGAUCCGCUGGGUGAAUGAAGUUGCCUCCCGCUUGCUCGCGGCCGAAGACCGCCGAGCAGCAGCCGCGGGCCCGGCCGCCCCGCCGCACCGGACACGGCAACUUGCCUUGUCCGCGGAGCACCUCGCAGCGUCUGCUGUUACCGAUGACGCAGUGCUCGGGCAUCUUCGCGAGCUGUUUCAGGCGGGGCGUCUGUAG